Pecten maximus is the source of this 2235-nucleotide messenger RNA. RefSeq names its product gamma-tubulin complex component 3 homolog. Gene Ontology annotation, cellular component: centrosome; gamma-tubulin small complex; spindle pole. Gene Ontology annotation, molecular function: microtubule minus-end binding; gamma-tubulin binding. Lineage: Eukaryota; Metazoa; Mollusca; Bivalvia; Pectinida; Pectinidae. The record is from RefSeq and is a predicted model, not a curated record. Gene Ontology annotation, biological process: cytoplasmic microtubule organization; microtubule nucleation; spindle assembly.
UCAGAUUCCAUUUUGCCAGUGUUACAGCAUUCUCUAAAGAUCAUUGGAAGUAACUUUGGAUCUCCAGUUGAAACAAAUGAAUUUCAAGUUGCAGAAAAAAUCAAAAGAAAAUUGGUUCGGAAAGGCAGAGAGAAAGAUGCAGCCAUCUUUUCAGACCUACACAGGAAACUUCAGGCUCAGGGUUUACUGAAGCAAAGAUGGGCUGUCCUGUAUCUUCUGAUGUCACUUAGUGAUUCUGCUAAUGGACCAGCUGCAAAGCCUACAGUUAAUGGUACUUCAUUGUUUGGAUCUGGCUUGCCCUCUCAUGCUACCUCCACGCCGUUCAAUCCUGCCCUACACAGAUACCCUCCCCCACCCGGGAGUGUUGGGGAGGUGACGACGUUACACUCCGUCUCUAACACCACUGGCAGUAGUGGGAUCAGUAGCAUCCGUAGUGACCUCAACAAUAGUAAUCCUACAGUUCCUCACUCAUAUAUGCCAGUGACAACAUUCAACUCUGUUGAACUCGACCGGACUGGUAGCAGUCGAACUUUGGGAUCUCGUUUGGCUUCUACCCUAACAAGACAAGAAAAAUCAAACACAGCAUUAGUGCCAAGCAGGGACAAUCGACGUAAUAAACCUGAAACAAAUAUAUUGGUUCUCCGAGGAGAUAAAACGUCCUUUGAACUGCCAGAAGCAGAAUUGAUCAAAGAUCUUGUGUAUGCUUUCCAAGGGAUUGAGGGAAAAUGGAUUAAAUUUGAUUCCUCUAAAGAAGGCUACCGAAUAGACUCACAGGCUGGGAUUCCUAAAGCAAUACGACAGUUAGUCAGUAAGCUUGCCGAGUGUGGAUGGCUGUAUUCUAAAACCAAGGACUAUAUCCAGACGAGAAGUGCCGACAAGACAUUUGGAUUAGUUGGACAGAGUUUUUGUGCAGCAUUACACCAGGAACUGACAGAGUACUACAGGCUGAUCGCUGUCCUGGAGGGGCAGUUAAACCAAGGAGAUAUAGGUCUGAUAUCACCAGAGGAGAGUUCGAUCACGCUGAGACAGUUGGUGGUGUGGACUUUUGAUCCACUCUUACGACUUAAGACGCUAGCGACAGUGGUGGACGUAUGUCGAGGAAAGAAGGGUGGAGCUCUGGCCUCGUCUUUGUAUUCCUACAUGCAACAUGGAGACCCGAACAUCAAGGCCCUGAUCAUGCAUACCUUAACCAUGGUUUCACAGCCAAUCUACUCCACACUGAUACGCUGGAUAUAUGAUGGGGAACUGGAGGACACACACGAUGAGUUCUUUGUGGCCUCUGACCCGACGGUGAAAAACGACCGAUUAUGGCAUGAUAAGUACACUCUGAGGAAGUCAAUGAUCCCAUACUUCAUCACGAUGGACCAGGCAAAAAGGAUACUCAACACAGGUAAAUCAAUCAAUUACCUGAGACAGGUGUGUCAGGAUCGGACACCCACCAAAGGUCGCGAGGUAGCCAUGAUCAUGGACAACACCAAAGCGGGUGAGAUGUUUAUGCAGGACACAAUAAGUGAAUUCCAGCACAUGAUUGACACUGUGUACAAGGAGACAAGUCGCCACCUCCUCGAUACCCUACACAACAAGUACAAGUUUAUGGAUCAUCUCAAGGCAAUGAGACGGUACUUACUACUGGGACAAGGAGAUUUCAUUCGACAUCUGAUGGACCUACUAGAAGAAGAUCUUGCCAAGCCAGCAGGGAACCUGUACCUCCACAAUCUGACUGGCAUCCUUGAGACAGCCAUUAGAGCCACUAAUGCACAGUUUGAUGAUUCUGAUAUUCUCAAGAGGCUGGAUGUCAGACUUCUGGAGGUAUCUACAGGUGAUACAGGUUGGGAUGUGUUCAGCCUCGACUAUCAUGUGGAUGGUCCAAUCAGAACGGUGUUCACACCAGAGUGUAUGAUCAUGUAUCUGCGAGUGUUCAACUUCCUGUGGAGGUCAAAGAGGAUGGAAUAUAUCCUAGCCAAUAUAUGGAGAAAUCAGAUGGCCAGUGCAAAGAUGCUUCAGUGUAUUCCAGAGUUAUCCAGCAUCCUUCACCAGUGUCACAUGCUCACCAGUGAGAUGGUUCACUUCGUCCAGCAAGUUCAGUACUAUAUCAACUUCGAAGUGCUAGAGUGCUCGUGGGAUGAACUGCUCACCAAAGUCGGUGAAGCAGAGGACCUUGACUACAUCAUCGCCGCUCACCAGGUGUUUCUAGAUACCAUCAUCUCUAGGUGUCUUCUUGAUGAACAAUCAAAG